Molecule: messenger RNA, 1164 nt
Organism: Sturnus vulgaris (Common starling)
Lineage: Eukaryota; Metazoa; Chordata; Aves; Passeriformes; Sturnidae
Source: RefSeq, a predicted model, not a curated record
AUGGCCGCGAACUGCGCGGGGGCCGCGGGGACGGCGGCGGGAGCCGUGGCCGCGGUGGGCUCGGCCCUCAGCGCCAGCAAAACCAAGACCAAGAAGAAACACUUCGUGUGCCAGAAGGUGAAGCUGUUCCGGGCCUCGGAGCCGCUGCUCAGCGUCCUUAUGUGGGGGGCGAACCACACGAUCAAUGAGCUCAGCAAUGUUCCCGUCCCUGUCAUGUUAAUGCCCGAUGACUUUAAAGCCUACAGUAAGAUUAAGGUGGACAAUCAUCUAUUCAACAAGGAGAACCUGCCCAGCCGCUUCAAAUUCAAGGAGUAUUGUCCCCUGGUGUUCCGCAACCUCCGCGAGAGAUUCGGCAUCGACGACCAGGACUACCAGAACUCGGUGACACGCAGCGCCCCGGUGAACAGCGACAGCCAGGGCCGCUGCGGCGCGCGCUUCCUCACCACCUACGACAGGAGGUUCGUCAUCAAGGCCGUGUCCAGCGAGGACGUGGCGGAGAUGCACAACAUCCUCAAGAAAUACCACCAGUUCAUCGUGGAGUGCCAUGGGAACACGCUGCUGCCGCAGUUCCUGGGCAUGUACCGCCUGACGGUGGACGGCGUGGAGACCUACAUGGUGGUCACCAGGAACGUCUUCAGCCACAGGCUGACCGUGCACAGGAAGUACGACCUGAAGGGCUCAACAGUAUCCAGGGAAGCAAGUGACAAAGAGAAGGCCAAGGAUCUCCCAACCUUCAAGGACAACGACUUCUUGAACGAGGGGCAGAAGCUGCACGUUGGAGAAGAGAGUAAAAAGAACUUCCUUGAAAAGCUGAAGAGAGAUGUGGAGGUGAUUUCCUGUGGGGGACAGCUCUGCUGUGUGUCCUGUCACUGCAGGGCUGCAGCAGUGACUGCAGGGCUCCUUCCUGCACCAGGAUCCUGCAGGGCUGCAGCAGAGACUGCAGGGCUCCUUCCUGCACCAGCCAGGAUCCUGCAGGGCUGUGCCCCCAGGAAGGAGGUUUAUUUCAUGGCCAUCAUCGACAUCCUCACGCCCUACGACACCAAGAAGAAAGCUGCACACGCUGCCAAGACCGUGAAACACGGGGCGGGGGCCGAGAUCUCCACGGUGAAUCCCGAGCAGUACUCGAAGCGUUUCAACGAGUUCAUCUCCAGCAUCCUGACAUAG